GGGGUGCGGGCGCCGGGCGGCCGCGCGGGGCCAUGGCCUCCUCCGUGGUGCGCGCCACGGUGCGCGCCGUGAGCAAGAGGAAGCUGCAGCCCACGCGCGCCGCGCUCACGCUGACCCCAUCAGCAGUUCAGAAGAUUAAACAGCUUCUUAAAGAUAAACCGGAGCAUGUUGGUGUGAAAGUAGGUGUUCGUACAAGAGGAUGCAAUGGACUUUCUUACACGUUAGAAUAUACAAAAUCGAAAGGAGAGUCUGAUGAAGAAGUAGUUCAAGAUGGCGUUAGAGUGUUUAUUGAGAAGAAAGCACAGCUGACACUUCUAGGAACAGAAAUGGAUUAUGUAGAAGACAAACUGUCCAGUGAAUUUAUCUUCAAUAAUCCAAACAUCAAAGGAACGUGUGGCUGUGGAGAAAGCUUUAACAUAUGAAAUCUCAGGACUGUUACUUUGACCUUGAACACCACAGAAUACUUACUAAGGGUAUGGCUUUCAAAAGCGAAUGCAUUUUCUUCAGGUUCUUAGGCUGUGUAAAGUGUGGAUGCCUUUAAGGAAAAUAAAGUCAAUUCAUUUUGAAAAAGUAAAUUGUGUGUAAAAUUCCAGCACUGAUAUAUUUAUGCUGUAAUUUGUGUUGAAUUGGGAUCCAGAAGUUGAGAACAGUGCUGUAGUAUUUCUUUAUUUUCAUAUACAAAGGAAAUAAAAUCUUACUGUUCUUUUCCUUUGUCAUUUUCUUCGUCAACUUACUUCUGCUUCCCGAUACAAAACAUUUUUGUGAGAAUAUAUUGCCUAUGUAUUCUGCUUUGAUUUGAAAAGAAGUAUUGUUCAUAAGUUUGUGUUUGUGGAUACUUAAAUGCACAGACACACACGCCUCAGCUUCAGAACUCACUAUGCUUAUUUAGAUGCGCAUUCUGUUUUAUUAGUGUCAGAUGUAUUUGUAUUUCUGUGUAUAGAUGUUCAAGUGGUUUAUUUUCCCAUAAAUCUAGGGAAGUCUUGAAAACAAGUCAUGUGUUAUUUUUGCAGUGGUUCAAAAUGUGGUAAUCCAAGCUUGUACUUUGCCAUGCUGAAGGCACAGUCUCCUUUGUAGUUGAAAAGUGGUUUUUGAAAACACAAAGUUAAAAUGUAUAGUGUAGAAGUAUUAAAGCAGAAUACACACAGGCCACAUUUCUCACAUUUCUAAUGUUUUUCUUCAUCUUGCUUGACUUAGAUUGCCAAACUAGUAAAGCUGCUUCCGCACUCAGAUUCCCAGGUUUCACAGAAUGUGUGUUUUCUCAUAUACUGUCUGCACUAGAAGCUAUUUUUGAGAGAAAAUAGUUUUAUUUCACUUUUUAUAGUAAAUGUUUCCAGUUUUAACAAAACUGGAACUUCUUCAGUAACUCUAUAGGAACCAGGGUUUUUCACUUAAAAAAAACUUGUGGAAAUUUUGUUUGACUUGUGUCUUGACAUUAAUGUGGUAGCAGGAAAACCAUUUAUAAUUGUAAAAGACUUCUAUUUAAAACUAGUUUAAAACCAAUCCUAUCAGUAGUUAAAAUACUAACAGGAAGCCAUUUUUUCUUUGGAAAUGAAACUUGCUUGCUUACUUCUAAUGAGAAUUUACCUUUUCCAGAGUAAAUUUUUUUUGCUUGUUUGUUUGCUUUCAAGCUGGUAACAGCCUUCAGCACUUACUCCACUGGUGCUCAGGCAGAAGUGUAAACUUCUUUUCCAGGCUCCUCACAAGCUAGUAUGAUAGAAGCAGCUUUCUGUCCUUUUAUCCUCCUGCUCCCCUGAUUGUCCAAAGAUGGCAUGCAUGUAGGCUAAAAGUAGGCAACAGGGACAAGGAUAUUGCAGUCAAAGACUUUAAUAGUCUGACUGAAGAGGCUAUUAAGGCAGAUGGCUGAAAAUCCAGGUGUUAUAUUAGUUUGGAGGGUUGCUCAUAGACAUGUCUAUUUGACAGCUUCAGAAUAAUAAAGUGUUGAACAUGUAGGGAUGCAGCUAAGCAGGCCUGGUUUGGGGUAAAGGCAUAGAGGGAAGACUGAAAAUGCAAAAAAGAAAAAAAUCUGGAUUUAUCUUACAGAGUGCACAGUAAUUGAAGGAUAGAAUUUCCACAGGUACAGCUUAAUACUAAAUACUUGAAUUUAAUUGUGUAUCACCUUUUGAUGUAAAACAGUGAUUCGCUUUUAUUAGUCAACUGAUGAACACAACUGCUUUAUUUUAUACAAUAAUUCAGGAAGUACUGGUAAUACAGGGCUAGGUGACUUUAUAUAAGUCCUUCAGUCUUGCCAAAAAGUACAGGGGAUAUGAUAGUUAAGCUCAUAUGUCUAAAAUUGCAAGUUGAGGGCAUUUCUUCAGAUUGCAUGUCUCUGCUUCUUAUUAGAAGAUAAAGACUAUGAAUGUAGCACUGGUGAUUGCCAGGAGUGCUGUUUUAUUCAUUUAAGUUUGUUGUUUUAGGCCUUUGGCAUUUUUAGCAUUCCUUUUCACGUGUUGUGUGUAUACCUUCAGUGAAAGUUUGUGCUUUCAUAGUAUAUGAAAUAAUCUCCUAAAAAUUGUCAGUUUACUAAAACACUAAGUGCACAGUGUGUUAAAGUAAACUUCUGUGGAAGCGCUAGCAACAGUUAUAUAGGAACUUUACUUUGUUGAUCGGUCCAUUAUAAUUUUGUGCAAUGCUGUAUGUAGAGUUCUGGAUUA
Nothoprocta perdicaria is the source of this 2651-nucleotide messenger RNA. RefSeq names its product iron-sulfur cluster assembly 1 (gene ISCA1). The transcript has 4 exons. Gene Ontology annotation, molecular function: 2 iron, 2 sulfur cluster binding. Bases 33 to 422 code for a protein of 129 amino acids. Gene Ontology annotation, cellular component: cytoplasm; mitochondrion. The record is from RefSeq and is a predicted model, not a curated record. Gene Ontology annotation, biological process: iron-sulfur cluster assembly. NCBI's taxonomy places the organism in Eukaryota, Metazoa, Chordata, Aves, Tinamiformes, Tinamidae.